This is a messenger RNA of Schistosoma turkestanicum, 1209 nucleotides long. NCBI's taxonomy places the organism in Eukaryota, Metazoa, Platyhelminthes, Trematoda, Strigeidida, Schistosomatidae. The record is from the annotation of a GenBank genome assembly.
CGGGACUUCGACUGACCAAGGUUAUUCGGCGAAGAGCGCGUUAUGUGUUGUCGCUAGAUCGGUGGUACUGUCGUCGCACAUUGCUCUCUACAUAUUAUCUUUAAGAAACACUAAGGGGCUCUAAAACAGUUAUUUUGAGCUCUAAUGAAUAAAAGCGUCGAAAGAUUAGUAUCGGUUGUUCUUGGCGCCCAGUGGGGAGACGAAGGAAAAGGGAAGCUUGUUGACCUCUUGAGUGAAUCUUCGAGUGUGGUCUGUAGGUGUCAAGGGGGAAACAAUGCAGGUCAUACCGUUGUUGCUGGAGGACAGGAGUAUUUCUUUCAUCUGCUACCAAGUGGUAUCGCAAACCCUAAUGUUUUGGCUGUGAUUGGCAACGGUGUUGUUGUGAAUUUGCAAGCCCUCUUCCAAGAGAUUGAUGAAGCUGUGAAUAAAGGAUUACUAGAUGUCACUUCUCGUUUGCGCAUAUCUGAUAGGUGCCACUUAGUAUUCGACAUUCACCAAGAGAUUGAUCGCAUGGAGGAGGAGUUAAGGGGUGUAAAUUCUCUUGGAACAACCAAAAAAGGCAUUGGUCCGACGUACUCCUCAAAGGUAACUCGCAAUGGUCUGCGGGUGUGUGAUCUAAUGGGAGACUGGGUACAGUUCACAGAAAAAUACAGACAACUCGUAAAUUAUGUCAAAAGACGAUAUCCAAAGCUUGAGAUUAAUGUUGAGAAAUCAUUAGAGGAACUCAAAACCUAUCGCCAGAAGUUGUCGGGGAUGGUGUGUGACUCAGUCCUACUGAUUAAUAAACUUGUAAGAAGUAAGCAAGCAAAUAUUUUGGUAGAGGGUGCUCAAUCCUGCAUGCUGGACAUUGAUUUUGGGACAUAUCCUCAUGUCACUUCUUCGAAUUGCAGUAUCGGAGGUGUAUGUACCGGUCUGGGACUUUCUCCUUCUCGUGUUGGUUCUGUAUAUGGUGUUAUCAAAGCUUAUACAACACGAGUAGGCUCUGGUCCUUUUCCUACUGAGUUAUCAGAUGAGGUUGGUGAGCUUAUUCAAAAGAAGGGACGUGAAUGGGGUGUAACCACCAAACGUAAGCGACGCGUCGGUUGGUUAGAUGCAGUGGUCAUACGAUAUGCACAUAUUAUCAAUGAUUUUAGUGCUCUAGCUUUAACGAAGCUUGACGUGUUGGAUGACCUGGAAGAGGUAGCUAACUUCAUAUUGGUCAUUAUUUAG